Messenger RNA from Arachis duranensis, 936 nucleotides. Its product is annotated as protein FAR1-RELATED SEQUENCE 5-like. The transcript has 2 exons. NCBI's taxonomy places the organism in Eukaryota, Viridiplantae, Streptophyta, Magnoliopsida, Fabales, Fabaceae. Gene Ontology annotation, molecular function: zinc ion binding. The record is from RefSeq and is a predicted model, not a curated record. Bases 1 to 936 code for a protein of 311 amino acids. Gene Ontology annotation, biological process: regulation of DNA-templated transcription.
AUGAUUGUGAGACAUAGUUUAACAGAUGACAAUAAAUUGGAGCAUUUAUUCUGGGCAAAUGAUUUAAGUCGAUUUGACUAUCAAUAUUUUGGUGAUGUUCUAGCAUUUGAUUCUACCUACAGAAAAAAUAAGUAUAAUGGACCGCUAGUUAUCUUUUCAGGAACAAACUAUCAUCGCCAAACUUGUAUUUUUGGCUUCGGUUUGCUAUCAUAUGAACAAACAAAAUCAUACAAGUGGUUACUAGAUAACUUUUCAGAGGUGAUGAUGAAUAAGCAUCCGAGUCUUGUUAUAACGGAUGGUGAUAAUGCCAUGAAGAGUGCAAUUGAAGAAGUAUUUCCAAGUGCUACCCAUAGAUUGUGUGCUUGGUAUCUGUAUAAAAAUGCAGUAUCUCAUAUCAAGGACCCUGGAUUUCGUGAGAAAUUUAAGAAAUGCUUGUAUGCCAAAUUUAAAUGUGAUGAAUUUGAAGAGUAUUGGCAUGACAUGGUUGAAAGGUUUAAUCUUGUGGGAAACGAUUGGGUAGAGAAACAAUAUAGAAGGAAAGAAAAAUUGGCUACUGCUUAUUUGAGUAGCAAGGACUACAGAAAUGCUGAGAUUGUUGCUGAAUUCAAAACACUAAAUGGAGAACAUGUGCCCACAACAGGUUUACAUUCUCUUGAGCGUCAUGCUGCGUCAGUGUAUACAAGGGAGAUAUUUUGGAAAAUAUUAGAAAAGAUAAAAAGUGUGGCAACUUUGGAUAUUAUGCGGUCUGGUAGUCGUUCAACAACUACAGAGUACAAGAUCAUCAAGUAUGGAAGACCUGAUCAUGAGUACAUUAUUUUAUAUGAUCAAGAUACUCAGAAGAUGGUGUGUCAAUGUCAAAGAUGGGAUAGUUAUGGCAUUCCAUGUUCUCAUAUGUUUUGUGUGAUGAAACGGGAACAGAUCAAAGAAUUACCAUAA